Megalopta genalis is the source of this 3922-nucleotide messenger RNA. RefSeq names its product cytochrome P450 6k1. The record is from RefSeq and is a predicted model, not a curated record. Gene Ontology annotation, molecular function: heme binding; monooxygenase activity; oxidoreductase activity, acting on paired donors, with incorporation or reduction of molecular oxygen. Lineage: Eukaryota; Metazoa; Arthropoda; Insecta; Hymenoptera; Halictidae.
UUAAGAGUGCGGUGCGUUUUCCUGAUAUUGUUGAUGUGUUGCUAAAGAAACGCGGUCAUGCGACGGCCUUUCUCUGCAUAUCGCCGAGUUCUGUAGAUUUCUUUCUGUGUUAAUAAUCGAAGAGUGUUACAAAUCAAUUAUCCAAAAAUGGCACUUCUCACGCUUCAUUGGGGCCUGGACGGCAUCAUAAUCUUUGCAUCCCUUAUCGUCGCUAUGUACAUGUACGCGACAAGGAAAUUUAAAUACUGGGCAAAGAAAGGCAUCAUGGAGAUCAAGCCGACCCCAUUCAUCGGAAACUUCUCGGAGUGUUUUCGACUGAAAAAAUCACCUUCAGAUUUCGUGAAGCAACUGUACGAUCGGUCCAAGGGAUUACCUUACAUGGGAUUCUAUGUGUUCGAUAAACCGUUCUUCCUUAUACGGGAUCCCGAACUUGUGAAGCAUGUGCUGGUGAAGGACUUCAACGUGUUCAAUGACAGAUACGCUUCGCCAGAUGUGACCGACCGACUCGGAUACGCGAACGUCUUCAUGAUGAAAAAUCCAGGCUGGAAGGUGCUCAGGUCGAAAUUGUCGCCGAUCUUCACGUCCGGAAAGCUGAAGAAAAUGUUCGAUUUGAUGCUCGUCGUCACCGAUGAUAUGGAUGUGUUUCUUGAGAAAUCGAAUUUGGCUAACGGAAAGGUGAUGGAAAUGAAAAAUUUUUGCGCGAACAUUACCACGGACAUGGUUGGUAGCACCGCUUUCGGCUUACGAGUGAAUUCAUUGAACGAUCCCAAAGCAUCGUUCCGGGAGUUUGGACGAAAGAUCUUCGACUACGACUUUUUCCGUGGCAUGGAGUUCCUCAUCAUAUUCUUCAUGCCUUAUUUAACCAAAUACACCGGCGCCAAAUUCUUCGGCAAGGAGAGCAGCAAAUUUUUGCGAACCGUUUUCUGGGACGUCAUCAAUCAACGAAUUCAGUCGGGCGAGAAACGAAACGACCUCAUCGACCUUCUGAUCGAACUGAAGCAGCAACACGAGGACGAUAGCGAUCUUGUUGGAUUUAAAUUCAGCGGCGACGAUUUAGUGGCGCAGGCGGCUGUUUUCUUCAGCGGCGGUUUUGAAACAUCAUCCACCACCAUGUCUUUCACCCUCUACGAACUGGCAUUGCAUACAGAGGUCCAGAAAACGUUGAGGAAAGAGAUUCUCGAGGCACUCGAUAAGAGCGGUGGAAAAAUUACGUAUCAGAUGAUCAUGACGCUACCAUAUCUGGAUAUGGUUGUCUCCGAAACUCUGCGCAAGUAUCCACCGCUGGGAUUCUUGGAUCGAGUCGCAGGCGCCGAUUACAAGGUCCCGAAUUCUGACUUAGUGCUGGAAAAAGGCACGCCGGUCUACAUUUCUAUGAUAGGGAUGCAUUACGAUUCGGAAUACUUCCCUGAUCCAGAAAAAUACGAUCCCCUGAGAUUCACAGACGAGAACAAACAGAAGAGGCCAGGUUUCACUUAUUUCCCUUUCGGCGAGGGACCGCACAUCUGUAUCGGAAUGCGAUUGGGUCUUAUGCAAUCGAAGCUUGGGUUGAUGAAGAUGCUGAGCAAGUAUGAGGUAACACCUUGCGACAAAACACCUAUACCCGUGGUUAUCGACCCGAGAGGACUCACCACCACGGCACUAGGAGGAUUAUACUUAAAUGUACGAAAGAUCAGCACAGAAGCUGACUAUGAAGUACGCGGUAUGAACAUAAAACGGUCUGCUAUUAAGAGGGGGUAUAAAUACACUCGUGGGCAUGUAAUCCCAACAUUCAUUCAAAUUCUUGGCCAUCUGUACGAUAGAAGAGGACGCUUCUUAGACUUCUCCAAAAUGACGCUUCUCACGCCUCAUUGGUGCCUGGAUGGUAUCCUCAUCUGCGCAUCCCUCAUCUUCGCCGCAUACAUAUAUGCCACACGAAAGUUCAAAUACUGGGCGAAAAAAGGCAUCAUGGAAAUUCCUCCCACGCCGUUCUUGGGAAAUUUCACGGACUGUUUGCUGUUCAAAAAAUCGCCCGCGGAAUUCCUGAAGGACCUGCACGACCGAUCCAAGGGGUUACGUUAUAUGGGAUUCUAUGUUCUCGAUAAACCGUUCUUCCUCAUACGAGAUCCUGAAGUAAUAAAGCAUGUAUUGGUGAAGGACUUUCACGUAUUCUCCGAUAGACACAUAUCGCCCGAUGUGAGUGAUCGACUUGGAUACGUGAACGUCUUCUUGAUGAAAAAUCCAGGCUGGAAGAUCAUCAGAUCGAAGUUGUCGCCGUUGUUCACUUCUGGAAGGCUGAAGAAAUUGUUCGAAUCGAUGCUCCAAGUUGCAGAUGAUCUCGACCAGUUUCUCGAAAAAUCAAAUUUGGGAGCCGGAAAGAUCAUAGAAAUGAAAAAUCUUUGCGCGAACGUUACCACGGACAUGAUCGCUAGUACUUCUUUUGGCCUGCGGGUGAAUUCGUUGAACGAUCCCAAAGCACCGUUCCGGGAACAGGGCAGGGAAAUGUUCAAGUCUACCGUAUUUCGCGGGAUGGAGCUCCUCAUCAUAUUCUUUCUGCCGGCCUUUACCAAAAUCACCGGCGCCAAAUUCUUCGGCAAGGAGACUAGCAAAUUUUUGCGAACCGUUUUCUGGGACGUGAUCGAUGAACGAAUUAAGUCAGGAGAAAAGAGACACGAUCUGAUCGAUCUUCUGAUCGAACUGAGGCAGAAAUACGAGGCCGAAGGCGAUCUUGGGGGAUUUCAAUUCAGCGGUGACGAUUUAGUGUCGCAAGCUGCUGGUUUCUUUACCGCUGGUUUCGAAACUUCAUCCACCACCAUGUCCUUCACUUUGUACGAGGUUGCUGUAAAUAUGGAUAUACAAAAGACUCUGAGAAAGGAGAUCCUCGAAGCACUUCAGGAGAACGAUGGAAAAAUCACAUACGACAUGGUCAUGACAUUACCAUAUCUCGAUAUGGUUGUCUCCGAAACCAUGCGCAAGUAUCCACCAUUGGCAUUUCUGGAUCGGGUAGCAGGUGCCGACUAUAAGGUCCCGAAUUCUGAUUUGGUGCUGAAGAAAGGCACGCCGGUCUACAUUUCUAUGUUGGGGUUGCAUACCGAUCCAGAAUACUUCCCAGAUCCAGAAAAAUACGAUCCGACGAGAUUCAACGAAGAGAACAAACAGAAGAGGACACCUUUCACUUACUUCCCUUUCGGCGACGGACCGCGCAUAUGUAUCGGAAUGCGAUUGGGUCUUAUGCAAUCGAAGCUUGGAUUGGUCCAAUUGCUGAGCAAGUACGAGGUGUUACCUUGCGAGGACACACCUAUACCUUUGGUUCUAGAUACAAAAGGAUUCACCACCACGUCAUUAGGAGGAUUGCCGUUGCGUGUUCGAAAGCUCACCGCAAAAGAAACUGGUUAACACGUUCAGAACAGCGACGGUCAUAUAUGGAUGAUACUAAUUUUUAACUAGGAUCUGAAAUUCACUUUUACUGUGAUAUAUAGUCGAUCAAAGUGGACGUCAGUCAAUAGUUAUUAUGGUAAAUUCUAACUGUCUAGUUUCGGUUUCAUUAAUUGUAUGUAAUUGUAUGAUAUUGCGAGAAUUUUUAUGGUUGAUGUCCAUCGCGCGAGGUGUUGAACCACGUACGAGUGUUUUAACAAACUUUUGAUUUUACUGAACAAUAAAGUGAAUUACAAAGUUUACGUCAAUUGAGUUUCGCCUAUACAUUGUAUCAUUCGCAAAAUAUAAACGAAGCGAAGCCUUACGUCCAAUACGUGCAUUAAAUUUCCAUCACAGUUGUACAUACUAUUCGAACUCUUCAAUGAUCUAAUACUCUUUACCAGAGUAUAAUUGAACAUAGUUUAAUAGUUUAGGCUAGUUGCAGAUAUAUUUAAUUCUAAGUAUAACGUUACCAUUAAAUAUAUGUCGAUUGGUAAUUCUAAUACUGGAAAUAAAAAAUUAAUUAUCCGUA